GCGGACCCAAAACAUGAACUUUGAACUUCUGCUUUGCGAUGCCAGAACAGUAGGUGGCGGUAUGUACCUACACUUUCUGACGGCAAAAUUUACAGAAGAAGAAGAACUCAAUCGACGUCGUUACAGGAGCACACACCUUACAAUGCGCAUUUGUACAGCGAAACAACGGUAAGGAAAAUAUUAUUUUAUAUUAUUUUAAUCAGGGCUUCCCCAGCCAGGACUUUGGCUCAGACUGUGGAAUCUUCAUGUUGAUGGUAGGUCAUAACGAGCUGUAAUGCACAAAUAUUGUAUCUAGAAUAACUUUCCAACAUGGACUUUUUUAAUGUUAUCUCACAUGUAGUCUCAUAAUUUUUUUUUUUUUUAAGUCUGCCAUGUACAUCGUUCUGGACUCACAGUUUGACUACUCAGUUGUAAGUACUUUUCAACACGCAGUGUCAUCCUCACGGUUGUAUUUUGUAUUGUGCACUAAAAUGAAAUACAAACAACAAUUUCAGCAUGACAUGCCUGUUUUGCGGCGAUGGUGGUGCCUGUUGCUCCUGGAGAACCAUUCUUUGAACAGGUAGACAGUUUAAGUAAACUAGAUGCCCUAAUUAACUGGAAGACAAUCAAUAUAUUGUACUUAAAGAUAUAUUGUCAUUACAGUUGUGGGAAAAUCUUCGCCCACUGGACCGAAGAAUGUAAACAGCUCAUUGCUGGAAAGCAUACUCCGGUCUUCAGACUAAAGAGGAAGGCCGAGCAGCAGGACAUAGAGGUUAGAAAAUUGCCUUCGAAAAACAGUAUUGUCUCAGUGGGAGUCCUUCAAAAUGCACACAGUUGUAUGGAUCAACAUUGUCUCGAUGUAUUUGGUAAUUGAUAUUACUUUUCAAAUUGCCUUGUCAAGGAAACCAUGACGCAGACGGCAUCGGAUGUCCGAAGAAUGUGCAUGGCAGAGUCGAUGCAAUUCUGUGUCUACCAGACAUCCGACAACACAGGAGAGAGGUGUGUUGCAGACUCAAUUUAAUAAAUGCAAUUAUCGGGGCCUAUUCAGUGAUUUUCCAUGAAGUGACCACUUUUACAUAUAGUUUAAAUGCACGAAUCAUGUGGUAAAAUUAUUUAUACAUUCAAAUGUGCUGCAGAGGUAUAAUCAAUUGGACAGCGUGUUUGUUUAAUAUUAUGUUUGUCUCUCAUUUGAUCAGAUUGCUUUACCCUGAGGUAAAAUUGAUCAAAUGGGUCCAGUGCAAGACGUGCAGGGGCUGGCUGCAUCUGGAUUGUGCUGGGAUGGAAAUGGAGCCGUUUGACUGCGGGUGCGAGGACUCAAUUGAGCAUCCUCGGUAUAACAUAAUUUAUCAAGGAAACAUAGUAUCAGUCAAAAAUACGAGGCUCAAAGGAUGAAAAAAUGAGGGCUUGCUCUUUUCUUAUUUCUCUGCAGGAUCAAGGAUGCUGUUGACAGUUGAGGAAUUCAUGCUGUCUUUUCUAAGACACAGAUCAAGGUUGCUUUUGAAUGCACUAUCAGUUGUUAAAGCCACCGUUUCUUUUUCAGAUGAUUACAUUUUUGUCUCUUGCUCUUUGGUUUCAGACAUUACAUGAUGAUCUCCUGUCCGGAAAGCUCCGCUCAAACCAAAUGUUCCUUUGGAGGAAUCCCGCCACCUCACUCCGACUCAAGCAGCACCUCAAGAUAAAGACAUUAAGUUGGAGUGAGCAGCGCGUAAGUAAAAAUGCCAUCCAUCAUGAGUAUUUUUACUCUCAGGGGUGUUACAUUUGAAAGGUGUUUACUUUGUGUGUUUUUCUUCAAUAGAUGUACGAGCUCCUGCGAUUCAUUGAGGAGGCAACAAACAUUGCUAAAAAAAUAAAGACAGGCAAUAUUCAUCUGCUUGAUUUCGUUUUUGACGUCAUGCUCCCAGAGGUGAGUAGAUCAAACUAUAUAGCUUGCUUUGAAAAUUGAUGAUAUUGUUAAGAGGUUGUUCUUAUUCAUUUGGAAAGCUCAAGAACAACAAUUAACCCAUACUGCAUAACUUCAAUUGUUCACAUUAUUUGCCUGUUUUUCAGCUUUUGAUCAAAGCACUGAAGGAGCAUGGCAUCAGCCGGUUCAGAGCGGAGCUGAUGAUGGCCUGUGGCAAUGUGUUUUGAGCCCCCCACCACACCGACGUGCUGAAUUUUGUAUAUUUUUUUUUUACUGUUCACAAUUUUGUUUGAAAAAAAUUAAAGAAAUCUUCAAAGCA
Molecule: messenger RNA, 2198 nt
Organism: Xyrichtys novacula (pearly razorfish)
Lineage: Eukaryota; Metazoa; Chordata; Actinopteri; Labriformes; Labridae
Source: the annotation of a GenBank genome assembly